CUUACAGGAGAUCCAAGAUGUUCAAGAUCAUCGUUUUGGUUGCCUGUUUGGCCGUUGUUGCCUCUGCCCAGUACUACGGAGGAGAUUAUGCUGGUCACCAUGAAGAUCACCAUAAUGCCCACCCAAAGUACAAGUUCGAAUAUGGUGUCAAGGAUGGACACACCCACGAUCACAAGAGUGCGUGGGAGCACCGCGAUGGAGACCACGUCAAGGGACAGUACACUCUGGAUGAAGCCGAUGGCACUCACCGGGUCGUUGACUACAGCUCGGAUCACAAGGGAGGAUUCCAGCCACAUGUUCAGCGCAAGGGACAUGCCCACCAUCCCCAUCACGGUGAAAGUUAUGCCAACAUUGAACAGCACUACUGAG
This is a messenger RNA of Ochlerotatus camptorhynchus, 369 nucleotides long. RefSeq names its product cuticle protein 19-like. The coding region runs from base 18 to 368 and encodes 116 amino acids. NCBI's taxonomy places the organism in Eukaryota, Metazoa, Arthropoda, Insecta, Diptera, Culicidae. The record is from RefSeq and is a predicted model, not a curated record. Gene Ontology annotation, cellular component: extracellular matrix. The transcript is spliced from 2 exons.